This is a messenger RNA of Trichosporon asahii var. asahii CBS 2479, 2484 nucleotides long. Its product is annotated as nuclear mRNA splicing, via spliceosome-related protein. Bases 1 to 2484 code for a protein of 827 amino acids. The record is from RefSeq and is a predicted model, not a curated record. NCBI's taxonomy places the organism in Eukaryota, Fungi, Basidiomycota, Tremellomycetes, Trichosporonales, Trichosporonaceae. The transcript is spliced from 5 exons. Gene Ontology annotation, molecular function: protein binding.
AUGAUGCGCCCUCAGCAGCGUAGAGACUACGCGCAAGGCUACCCACCUCAGAUCUAUGGUAACCAGAUGGGCGGCCCCAACGGUCCGCCCAUGGGCGCCGGCGGUCCCCAGCAGAUGAACGGCAUGGGUGGCGGCGUCGGCGGCGGUCCCGGCCCGCAGCAGAUGCAGCAGAACCAGGGCAUGCAGCUUCAGGGCGGAGGCAUGGGCCCUAACUCUGCAUCCGACGGCCAAAGCAACUCGCAGGCGGCCCAGAAUCCCGAGAUGAACCUCGCCAACGUCCUGCACUAUCUGCAGUCUGAGUGGCGUCGAUGGGAGCGUGACCGCAACGAGUGGGAGAUUGAACGCGCCGAGAUGAGGGCGCGUAUCGCCCUCCUUGAGGGGCAGCGCAGGUCCGCCGAGAACCUCAAGGUCGAUUUGCUACGCCGCGUCAAGAUGCUUGAAUUCGCUCUUCGUCAGGAAAGGACAAAGGCAUCAACGACCUCGCGCCCGGUCUCAUCUGGCACGCCCCCGCCCAUCCCUCCGUCUCGUCUCGUCGCGCUCAAGGACGAGGAGACGUCAUCGAACCGCGACGAGAAGGAAGGGAGCCCCGGAAGCAGUGAGGGUGGCGAUGACAUCGAGCGCUCGCAGCAAUCAAAAGCGAACGGAUCUGCCGUGUCUAAAGUUGCUUCUCAUCGGCCUUCGCCGGACACGAGCGGAUGGAAGAACCUCAGCGGACCCCAGCGGGAUCCUAAGGCUCGCGCUCGCAGCCGCGAGUACCUGAAGCAAUGUCUGCAGGAAGUCACUUAUCUCACGUCGCCCGGAGCUCUGAACCCUCUUCCCCCGCGAGCUCCUGUUGCUGUCGACGAGAAUGCGGCGUCCAACGGCGAGCCGCCCGGAGCUCUUGAUCGACCGAAGAAGACGCUCCCGGACCAGCCGCUGCCUUCCUUAUUCAGCGUAAAGGCUCCGCCCUCCGUGGUGCAGCAGGCUCAGUCCGAAGCGCCCAAGGAGGAGAGCGCUUCCUCUGGAUCGGGCAGCCAGCAGCAGCAGCAGAGCUAUUCAGUCCCCAACGGAGCCGGAGCUGAGACGUCGGCGCCCCCUCCGGCUGCUCCCCGACCCGCCGACCCCACCCCUGCUGGGAGUUCUAUCGCAGGAACAUCAGACGCCCCUCCCUCACCAGCACCUCGCACGGUAGGCCUGCCCGAGAGCGAUGACGCCUCAGGGAAGCAGGAGCCUGGUAAAGCUCAGACUCAACAGCAGCAGGAACAGCCCCGACAGGUCCUGACUGCCAUCUACAAGCCCGAGUCCAAGGCUGCGUGGCGCGACCAGCUGCGCGCUGCAAACGAGGCCGCCAGCAAGGUGCCCUGGCCACCAAGGCGCGCCAGUGACGAGGAACAGUUAGCUACGUUGACGCUGAUCGACGAGGAGGAGAACGAGACGGACGGAGGAUCAGACCGCAUCUGGACGACGCGGCGAACACUGAAGAGCCACCUCGACAUUGUGCGCGGCGUCGCCAUCGCGCGGGGGCCCGACCUCGUGCUCGCUAGCGGUGGCGACGACUGCACGGUCAAGGUAUGGGCGCUCGACACGCCAAGCGUCAUGUCGUCCAAGCCUCACCCUUCAUCUGAACUCGAGCCAGUCGUGACUUAUCGCGGUCACACCAUGCCGGUGACGACUGUCACGCUCUCAGACAGCCUCGGUGUAGUUAUUUCAGGGUCGAUGGAUUCCACGAUCCGCGUGUGGAAGCUGCCGCCCCGCGACCACGACCCGUACGCCCCGUACGACGCCUCGGCCGCGAUCCAGACUCUCGAGGGACACACCGACGUUGUCUGGGACGUGUGUCUGCUUCCAGCGCGACCGGAGCGCAACGGCUCGACCGCGCCGAACGGCCUCACUCGCCGAGCAGAGAGCACGCUUGUAUCUGUGUCUGCUGAUGGCACGGCCAAGGUCUGGGAGGAGCGCAACGGGCGCUGGACGCUGCGGGCGAGCUACUCGGACUUUGGCGAGGGCGUUACGCCGACGUGCCUCGCGCCCGACAACCAGGAUUACUCGCGUGUCCUCAUCGGUCUUUCGAACGGUCUCGUCAAGGUCUACUCUGUCCAGGAGGACCGCGAGGUUGCGACGCUCGGCCAGGAGGGUUCGCAGGUCAACGCCAUUGUCAGCCACCCGACGAUGCCGCUUGUCGUCACGGGACACGAGGACGGGUACCUGCACUUCAUCGACCUGAAGCCCGCUGAGGGUACGCCGCCCGCCCCAGGCCUCCUCGCCCACCCGGCUCCUAUCACGAGCCUUGCCCUCUCCCCGCUCUCGCCCAUGGGAAUCCUCAGCGCCAGCGUCGACUGCAGCGUCCGCCUCUGGGACCUGCAGCGCAAGACGUCGCUGCAGGACCUCACGGGACACCGCCAGCGCUCAGACGAGGGCGUCACGUACGUUGCGUCGCACCCCGAGCUGCCCAUUGUGGCGAGUGCGGGUGCCGACGGAGUCGUGCGACUGUGGGGUGCGGGUUAG